Messenger RNA from Arabis nemorensis, 348 nucleotides. NCBI's taxonomy places the organism in Eukaryota, Viridiplantae, Streptophyta, Magnoliopsida, Brassicales, Brassicaceae. The record is from the annotation of a GenBank genome assembly.
AUGAAAUCUUUCAAGGAAGAAUUAACGUUAGGCGAAAGGCUCGCGGAAUCGCGGGAGAUAAUCGCCAAGUACCCUACUCGGAUUCCAGUAAUUGCUGAGAAGUAUUGCAAGACCGAUCUACCUGCGAUUGAGAAAAAGAAGUUUCUUGUUCCACGAGAUAUGUCGGUUGGUCAGUUCAUAUACAUCUUGAGUGCUCGAUUGCAUUUGUCUCCUGGUAAAGCCUUAUUCGUGUUCGUCAACAACACUCUGCCUCAAACCGCUGCUUUAAUGGAUUCAGUCUACGAAACUUAUAAAGACGAAGAUGGAUUCGUUUACAUGUGUUAUAGCAGUGAGAAAACCUUUGGUUGA